GACUCGGCCUUCUGGGCGCGCGCGACCUCUUUUUCAGAGUUGUGUGUUCUCCCUGCCCGUUUCCCGCCCGACCCUCGCCCGCGAUGCUGGCGCUGCGCUGCGGCCCGCGGUGGCUCGGCCUGCUCUCCGUGCCGCGCUCCGUGCCGCUGCGACUCCCCGCGGCCCGCGCCUGCAGCAAGGGGGCCGGCGACCCGUCUUCUUCCUCCUCCUCCGGGAACCCGCUCGUGUACCUGGACGUGGGCGCCGACGGGCAGCCGCUCGGCCGCGUGGUGCUGGAGCUGAAGGCAGAUGUCGUCCCAAAGACAGCUGAGAACUUCAGAGCCCUGUGCACUGGUGAGAAGGGCUUUGGCUACAAAGGCUCCACCUUCCACAGGGUGAUCCCUUCCUUCAUGUGCCAGGCGGGCGACUUCACCAACCACAAUGGCACAGGCGGGAAAUCCAUCUACGGAAGCCGCUUUCCUGACGAGAACUUCACACUGAAGCACGUGGGGCCGGGUGUCCUGUCCAUGGCUAAUGCUGGUCCUAACACCAAUGGCUCCCAGUUCUUCAUCUGCACCAUAAAGACAGACUGGUUGGAUGGCAAGCAUGUUGUGUUCGGUCACGUCAAAGAGGGCAUGGAUGUCGUGAAGAAAAUAGAAUCUUUCGGCUCUAAGAGUGGGAAGACAUCCAAGAAGAUUGUCAUCACAGACUGUGGCCAGUUGAGCUAAUCUGUGGCCAUGGUGCUGGGAUGGUGGCAACUGCAAAUGUCCAUGCACCCAGAUGGCUGCCUUGGCUCUCAGCCAAGGUGCCCAAAAUGAUAUCUGUGCCCACUCCACCAUCAUGGUGUGCCUGAGGAAGGCUGCUCAGGGAUGUCGGACCUCGGCCAGGACCCACCACACUGCUUCCUAAUACCCACCCUUCCUCACGACCUCAUUUCUAGGCAUCUUUGUGGACAUGAUGUCACCCCUCAUCAAGCAUUGCCUGUGAUUGCCCAACCCAGAUUCAUCUGUGCCUUGGACAUGGUGGUGGUGAUGGGUUAGCAUCCAAGUGAAGGUCUUUUCCUUGACCAAGGGGGACAGUCAGUUUUGCAAAAGGACUCUAAUACCUGUUUAAUGUUGUCUUCCUAAUUGGGAUAAUUUAGUUAACAAGAUUGACUAGAAGUGAAGCUGCAACACUAACUUCCCCAUGCUGUGGUGUGACCUGAGUUGGUGACACAGACCACAGACCCCAGAGCUUGGCUUUUGAAACACAACUCAGGGCUUUUGUGAAGGUUCCCUCGGCUGAGAUCUUUCCUCCUGGUUACUGUGAAGCCCGCUGGUUUGCUGCUGUCAUUUCUGAGGAGGGCCUAUGGGGGUAGGAGCAGUUGAACCUGGGAACAAACCUCACUUGAGCUGUGCCUAGACGAUGUGAAUUCCUGUGUUGCUAACAGAAGUGGCCUGUAAGCUCCUGUGCUCUGGAGGGAAGCAUUUCCUGGUAGGCUUUGAUUUUUCUGUGUGUUAAAGAAAUUCAAUCUACUGAUGAUGUAUUAUACAUAAAACAUUUCUG
Molecule: messenger RNA, 1524 nt
Organism: Macaca mulatta (Rhesus monkey)
Lineage: Eukaryota; Metazoa; Chordata; Mammalia; Primates; Cercopithecidae
Gene: PPIF
Product: peptidylprolyl isomerase F
Biological process (GO): protein folding; protein peptidyl-prolyl isomerization
Cellular component (GO): cytoplasm
Molecular function (GO): cyclosporin A binding; peptidyl-prolyl cis-trans isomerase activity
Source: RefSeq, marked provisional